Molecule: messenger RNA, 777 nt
Organism: Siniperca chuatsi (mandarin fish)
Lineage: Eukaryota; Metazoa; Chordata; Actinopteri; Centrarchiformes; Sinipercidae
Gene: birc5a
Product: baculoviral IAP repeat containing 5a
Exons: 4
Coding region: 136-564 (142 amino acids)
Source: RefSeq, a predicted model, not a curated record
CGCCAAUCAAAACAGUCAAACUGAACGCUCGACGAAAUUUGAAAACAUCCUUGAGUUCGGUAGCUUUAGGUGGAGGUGACGACACACUGAUUUAGCUAAGCUAAGGUUAUUGACAUUUAUUUUAACGCUAAAGAAAUGGGCCCUUGCAACGAAGAGGAUAUCAAAAUGUAUUUUUAUGAGAAUAGGCUGAAAACUUUCGAGGGGUGGCCAUUCGACGAAGACUGUUCGUGUACCCCGGAGAACAUGGCCAAAGCUGGCUUCAUUCACACCCCUUCAGACAACAGCCCAGACAUCGCCAUGUGUUUCUUCUGCCUCAAAGAGCUGGAGGGCUGGGAGCCGGAGGAUGACCCAGAAAAGGAGCACAAAUCCCAUUCACCAUCAUGCCACUUCAUCACCCUGAAGAAGAAAGUAGAAGAGCUGACUGUGGAGGAAUUCUUCAAACUACAGAAGGAGAGGCACAAGUUCAUCAUUAACAAAUCCUGUAACGAGGCCAUCACCAAGUUUGAAGAGGCUGCCAAAUUGAGAAGAGCAGAUAUCAUCAAAACAGCCAUGGGUGAAGAGUGACACCUGAAUAGAUGCUGAUGAAUGAGAUGGGCGGUGUGUGAGAGAUUAAUUGUAGCUGUAAAGCAACUGACUGGAUUCUGCUGAACUCAUUUCAAUGUUCCCUUCAUAUGCCUUCAUGUCUUCUUUGUAUCACUGUAUAUAAGUCCUCUUUAAUGUCUUCUGUUUUCAUGUGAUCUGUUUUUAUUCAUUAAACUGUUUAUUCAUCAAACAUUA